Messenger RNA from Elgaria multicarinata webbii, 3025 nucleotides. RefSeq names its product neuregulin 2 (gene NRG2). The record is from RefSeq and is a predicted model, not a curated record. Gene Ontology annotation, biological process: intracellular signal transduction; nervous system development; animal organ development. Bases 1 to 2178 code for a protein of 725 amino acids. Gene Ontology annotation, molecular function: signaling receptor binding. The transcript is spliced from 10 exons. Lineage: Eukaryota; Metazoa; Chordata; Lepidosauria; Squamata; Anguidae.
AUGAGGCGCGCUCCGACGGCGCCCGGCCUCUGCAUGCUGCUCUUGGGCGUGUCGCUCGCCUGCUACUCGCCCAGCCUGCGCUCGGUGCAGGACCAGGCGUACUCGGCGGCCGUGGUGCUGGAGGGCAAGGUGCAGGCGCUGCCGCCCGCCGCCGCCGCCUCUCCAUCUCCCACGGCGCCGGCGGGCGGCGUCAACGGCAGCCAGGCCGAGGGGGCGCCGGGCGUGGUGGUCAAGGUGCUGGACUUGUGGCCCUCGCACAGCGGCGGCCUGCAGCGGGAGCAGCUCAUCCGCGUGGGCUCCGCGCCGGCGCCCUGCUUCCGAGUCAAGCGCAACCACCGCUACAUCUUCUUCCUGGAGCCCACCGAGCAGCCGCUGGUCUUCAAGACCUCCUUCGCCCCGCUCGACACCAGCGGCAAGAACCUCAAGAAGGACGUGGGCAGGAUCCUGUGCGCCGACUGCGCUGUCCCUCCCAAACUCAAAAAACUGAAGAGUCUGACCGCGGAUGUGGGAGCGAAGGUUUCUUUGAAAUGUGAAGCAAGUGCUGGGAAUCCCCAGCCCUCCUACAAAUGGUUCAAAGAUGGCAAAGAACUGAAAAAGAGCAAAGAUAUCAGAAUAAAAUAUGGGAAUGGGAAAAAAAAUUCCAGACUGCAAUUCAAUAAAUUGAAAAUGGAAGAUACAGGGGAAUACAGCUGCGAAGCAGAGAAUGUGCUGGGCAUAGACACGGUCCAAGGCAGCCUCAGCGUGAGAAGUGUAACCACAACUCUGUCCUCUGGGCCUGGACAUACUAGACAAUGCAAUGAAACCGUCAAGUCCUAUUGUGUCAACGGUGGAGUGUGCUACUACAUUGAGGGCAUAAAUCAGCUGUCCUGCAGAUGUCCAAAUGGAUUCUUCGGACAGAGAUGUUUGGAGAAACUGCCUUUGCGAUUGUACAUGCCAGAUCCUAAGCAAAAAGCUGAGGAGCUGUAUCAGAAGAGAGUUCUAACCAUCACUGGGAUUUGUGUUGCAUUGCUAGUUGUGGGAAUAGUGUGUGUAGUAGCUUACUGUAAAACCAAAAAACAGAGAAAUCAAAUGCAUAAUCAUUUGCGACAAAAUAUGUGUCCAGCCCAUCAGAACAGGAGCCUUGCGAAUGGCCCUAGCCACCCACGGCUAGACCCUGAGGAAAUUCAGAUGGCUGAUUAUAUGUCUAAAAAUGUUCCUGCCACUGAGCACGUCAUACGAAGAGAAACAGAGACCACCUUUUCAGGGAGCCGUUCCUGCUCACCAUCACAUCCCUGUUCCACAGGAACUCCAACUUCAAGCCAAAGACAUGAAAGCCACACCUGGAGCCUGGAAAGAACAGAAAGCCUGACUUCCGAUUGUCAGUCUGGAAUUAUGUUGUCUUCAGUGGGAACCAGCAAAUGCAAUAGCCCUGCCUGCGUGGAAGCACGUGCUCGGCGGGAGGCUGCGUACUCCACUGACGGACAGAGGAGGCCAAGGAUGCAGUACAGAGACUCCGUGGAUUCCCUCCGAGACUCGCCACAUAGUGAGAGGUACGUGUCUGCCUUGACCACGCCAGCACGCCUGUCACCUGUUGACUUCCAUUGCCCGGCUUCCGCCCACAUGCCCACUUUUGAGAUCACCUCGCCUAACUCCGCUCAUGCCGUCUCACUGCCCCCUGCCGCAUCCAUUAGCUUCCAGGUGGAGGAGCAGCAGCCAUUGCUCCGAAGGUACCAGGUCCCUUUCCAAGAUGUGCAGCGGUACGAUAGUUACUACCAAAGAAGGAACUACCUGAAUGAGAGCACGGGGAGCUUGCCCUCCAGUCCCUUCCGCAUCACAGAGGACGACGAGUACGAGACCACUCAUGAGUACGUCACUGCACUAGAACAGCCAAAGAGAACAGGCAGCAGCAACAGGCGGUGGAGGAAAUCAAAACUAAAUGGGCAUCUGUCACACAAGGGCAAAAUGCUCAGAGACUCCUUUUCAGUGAGCAGUGCCUCAUACAGCGAAUCUGAUGAGGAGCUGGUGGCUGAGAGCACCCCCUUCCUAAAUCUUCGGGACACUGAGGUGAUGGACGUGGAUUCACCCCCUCUGUAUCGUCUGGCUGAGAGCAGGACUUUCUAUUCUUUCGACAGAUGCAGCACACAGGGAGACAGUCGGUUGACACAUACUCGGUCCAACCAAGAUUCAGCACCACCUUAGAUGCCGCACAAAGUCGUGCUCAGGCCCACUCCCAUGAAAACACUGAGGAGGGAUUAAAAAAAAUAACAACAGAAAAGACAAAUUUUUAUUUUAUAUAUAAAAAGGAAAAAUAUAACAAAUGAAAUGUUUUAUUUUCAUUUUAGCAAUGAUGUCUUAUAAUAGCUAAUGGCAAAGACCGUUUUAUAAGGAGUCUCUAUUUAUAUGUAACACCUUGAUUUACAGCUGAUGAGAAAUGAAGAAAUCAACAAAAUAAAAAUUUAAAAAAUGAGAUGGGCCAAUUUUUGACUACUUACAAAUCAUUAAAAAUAUCGUGGUGCCUUUUGCUAUAUGCUAAUGCCAGAGUCCACACAAGUAAUUAUGUUUAAGCAUUCUUUGGCUUUAUGUUCAGGACAACUUGUUAUGGAAUAUUUUAAUGGGCACUUUUCCACUUGAACAAGACCCUUUUAAAUUGCUUGAUAUUUGGAUGUUGGUAAUCUAGUACUUUUAAUGUAUUGCACACACUCUUUCUCUCUCUCUUACACCCACCCACCACGACAUACAUCUCAAUGUUUUCAUAGAUAAGAAGGAAGUGAAAAAAGCACACAGUAGCAAUAGCCCUUAUGAUGUAUCUCUUGCCCUGAACAGAUCUAUAAAAAUGGGGGGACCAAAUAACCAAACAAAUUAAACAUUUCCAAUUAAUGUGGUUAAAUAACACUUAUUUAAGUAAAGCUACUUUUAAAAUCUGGUUCAACAUCAUGAUUGGAGACAAGCUCUAGCUAUUUAUUAGCGACUCUGAGCAACCACUGUGCAUUUCACAGAGCAAAAAAAUGGGCAGUCCAGAUGCUGAGGCUGGCUUGAUCAUAAGCCC